GCUCCAAGUCGGCCUUGGGUGUUUUCUCUCGAGGUAUUCAUAAUGAUAACAAUCUCUUCCUUCAUUCAACGCAACCCCAGUCUCUCUGUGCCAAACUUUGCUCACACUUCUAGAUUUAUGCAUCCAUCGUGUUUUGGAGCCCAACUGGUGUUGAAUUUGGAUCUUCAGUUAUUGGAGCAAACAAUACAAGAUGAGUGCAGGUGGUGCAUUUGGUGGUAACAGGGGAAUGAGACCCGUUCCCCCUGAGAAAGGUGUUUUCCCGUUGGACCACAUGCAUGAAUGUGACUUGGAGAAAAAGGAAUACAUCAGCUGCCUUAAAACAUCAGGCUUUCAAUCAGAAAUUUGUAGACGCUUUUCAAAGAAAUACCUCGAAUGUCGUAUGGAGAAGAAUUUGAUGGCUAAACAGGACAUGAAAGAGCUCGGGUUUGGGAAGAAUUAUGAUGAAGAUGAGCAGGAAGAAGGCAAGAAUGAGAAAAUUGAUGGCAAGGAUGUCAAAUCACCCGGUGCACAGGGUAAAACUUUAGUUAAGUGAAGUCGGAAUUACUGGGACUGGGGUUCUGAAGAGUUCUUCAAACAGGGCUUCAGGUUUAAAACAUAGAACGGACGAUUUAUUGUAACAUAAUUUGGUUAAAAAUGAUUUAUUUGUUAGAUGAUAUGUGAACUUGUGGAAAAUUCCACUGUAAAUGAAUUUUGUGAUUUUUUCUGACAUAUCAAAUGAUCAGUUGCAUAAACAAAAGCCGUGGGUCAUUGAUUAACCCUUUUCUAA
Papaver somniferum (opium poppy) is the source of this 766-nucleotide messenger RNA. RefSeq names its product cytochrome c oxidase assembly protein COX19-like. The record is from RefSeq and is a predicted model, not a curated record. The coding region runs from base 191 to 532 and encodes 113 amino acids. NCBI's taxonomy places the organism in Eukaryota, Viridiplantae, Streptophyta, Magnoliopsida, Ranunculales, Papaveraceae. The transcript is spliced from 4 exons.